UCCUACGCACACUCCUUUUUAGACCCAUCACAACAUCCAUCACAACAUAAAUAUCUAUGACUGUCAAUUUUUUGGAAAACUAAACAAUUUCUCAUUUUAUUUCAAUAACUUUUUAAUAAUGGUUGAAACUCUAAGUGUUUCUCUAUCGGGGACUGCGUUUUCACUACUUCUUUACGACAACGUUUGUUCGUUGUACAAUCAAGAAGGCUUUUUGUUGGGAGAUAUCACCGAAAAUGAAACGCAAUCGUUAACUGAUAACGAUGUUAAUAUGGUUAAAAAGGAGCGAAUUAUUAAAAUAAAUACAGCAGUUCCUUGUCCAAAUAUUGGAUUUUUUUAUGAUGGAACUGGAAAAAUUGAUAAGAACAAAAUGGAAGAAUUUUUAGGUGGCAAUUUAGGAAAAGUGGUCGCUUGGUUUAAAUUUAAGCGUGCAAACGGUUUUAGACUUACAGUUCGAGAGAAAAUAAUCCAUAAAAACUUAUCUAAAUCAUUCAGUAUUCUUGAUAAUUUAUUUACGUGUUGUUUAUUGACGAAUUCAUUGAACAGAGAGCACCCGACGCAUCUUUAUUCACAAAUUUUUAUUAGAUAUAAUGAAAUGGCUUUUCAAAAUGUUUCAAUGCAUAUAGUGAACUUAUCAGAUCCAAGUCAUACUUAUAAGAAUCCAGAAAUAACAUCAGAAAGUUCUAAAAGGCUUUAUCGAUCUUUGAAUUUUGAAAAAAAGGAUUGUUAUGGUAGUGAUAUACUUUCGAAAAUAAAUAAAGCCAUUGAAACAAGAACAGAUGAAGCUUCCAAGCAGUUAUUAGAAGCUGAAGAGAGAAUGCGACAAUUAGAAAAAAAUGUUAUGGAAUACCAAGAUAAGAUAAGAGAGAAAAAUAACAAAUUAAAUGGCUGUAUUGAAAAUGGAGUUAAUUUCGAGGAUGGAAAUUGUAAUAAAGCUUGUUCUAGUGUUAAUGACUAAAAAUUAAUUAACUUUAAUAAGAAAUUGCUCAAACUAAUUUUUUUUUGUUAGUUUAUUUUUAUACAGUGCCAAAAACUAUUUCUGUUAUUUAAACUCAUUUUUUCAGGUGCCUUUAAUAAAUAUUAAGUAUUUUGAACUUAA
Molecule: messenger RNA, 1096 nt
Organism: Onthophagus taurus
Lineage: Eukaryota; Metazoa; Arthropoda; Insecta; Coleoptera; Scarabaeidae
Source: RefSeq, a predicted model, not a curated record